AUGGCCCGCGGACAGCAGAAAAUCCAGUCGCAACAGAAGAACCAGAAGAAGGCUGACGCUGCGCGAAAGGCUGGAAUCGACCAGAAGGCCGCUGCUGCCAAGGUAAAUUUUCAAAUUUCGUAAAUCUAACAAACCUCUGCUCGCUGCAGGCUCUCAAUCAUAAGUGCACCGUCUGCCUCGCCAUGAUGCCUGAUCCGAAGACCUACAAGCAGCACUUCGAGAACAAGUCAGAAAAUAUCUUAUUUCAGUCCGAAAUGCAAUUUUAAUUGGUUGUAGGCACCCGAAAAGUCCGCUGCCGGCCGAGCUCGCAGACGCUUAA
Molecule: messenger RNA, 319 nt
Organism: Caenorhabditis sp. 36 PRJEB53466
Lineage: Eukaryota; Metazoa; Nematoda; Chromadorea; Rhabditida; Rhabditidae
Source: the annotation of a GenBank genome assembly